Molecule: messenger RNA, 1943 nt
Organism: Chlamydomonas reinhardtii
Lineage: Eukaryota; Viridiplantae; Chlorophyta; Chlorophyceae; Chlamydomonadales; Chlamydomonadaceae
Exons: 2
Coding region: 157-495 (112 amino acids)
Cellular component (GO): membrane; intracellular membrane-bounded organelle
Molecular function (GO): heme binding
Source: RefSeq, a predicted model, not a curated record
ACAGACGGUGUGCCGUUGAUACAGUAACUGGGGAUGAUUGUAUCACGACAGAACUGUGCCUAAAUUCCAAGCAGUACUUCAACAAGAGUUUUCUUUGCAUUGAAGCGUCCAACGACGAGCUGUGCUUGAGUACCUGUUAGAUUUAAGAAAGCUCAGAUGACUAGCAACACGUUCACGCAGGAGGAGGUAGCAAAGCACAACCAGGCCGGGGACUGUUGGAUAAUCGUCGCGCGGAACGGCCAACGGAGCGUGUUUGACGUGUCAAACUAUCUGAGGUCGCACCCAGGCGGCUCGCGCAUCAUCUUAGAAGGGGCAGGCACAGACAUGACGCAGCAGUUUUUUUCGGUGCGGCACAGCCCCGCUGCGCUGCGCGCCUUGGACCGCCACUUCAUUCGGCUGCUGGAGCCGCCGCCGGGCCCGGAGAGCUUCUGGGGUUGCUUAUCCACCUGGUUCAAGGGGCGGACGCCGGCUACGGCUUUGACGGCGAGCACUUAGCCGACCUCGUGAAGGCACAGAACAAGGGCCGUAAGGCACAGGGCAACUUGGCAGGGCUGGCGACGGGGAUCUGCGUGCUGUGUGCUGGUGUGGCAUAGUCCGGUACUGUGCAAGGCAUGUUGGCACCGCAACGUCAAGCGGAAGCAGCGUGGCAUCGAGCUAGACACGGAGCUGGAUGUGGUCGACCUGCGUGACAGUGACUGACCGAUGACGGAUGAGCGCCACUGCAUGAGCAGCAGCAUUGGUGGGCUGGGGGCUGGGGCGUAGCAUUGCUUUCAGGCGAACACUUGACUCUUGGACCUGUGGUUGGUAUGUUGGGCUGCCUGUGUGCAUGCAUGACCAAACUCUGGCCCUUUGGCUGAGGGCACGGCGGUACGGCAUGCAAGCGCAGCAGCAUGACAGCGGCAGAAGACAAUCCUGCUCCUGCUGCUCCUGCUGCCGUUGAAUGGGCUUUGUUCAGGAGCAGAUUGGUGACUGGAGAACACAUGAAAUGAAUGAGCAGGUUACGGUUGCGUUCAUUAAGGUAUCGUUAAAACCUGGGUCACAGCCGAGACAGUACCACGACGCGCCUGCGGGCUGAAGCAAGGCCGGUGUGUAUUGAUGCUCCUGUGGAGGGGGCGAGGCGGUGGUCCCAGAGUAAAUGAUUAGGGCAGUGGGAGCCUGCAACACGGCUCAGUGCGCCCGGUAGUAAGCGGCGUUUUGAUGAUGUGCGUGCAUUCAUCCUUUUUAUCCAUGCACUCGUUUAUCCACGUGUGGGGUAGUGACAUAACCUGCUUGAGGGAACAGGCGCAUCGGCGGCAUUGCAUGCUCCUGCAUGCUCCAAGCCCGCUGACGUCGCCUGGCGGCACGUUGUUGCCAGGUUUGACUGGGGCGUGUGCGUGCAAACAAAAUAAGUGCGAGUCAAGGAGAUGCCGCCAAUUGAUUGGCCUUCCUGACGGCCUGGUGUCGCAGUAGAGCGCGCGUGAAGCCGCCAUUCAUGAUGUUUGAAUGGAGUGAGAAGCAGAUUCUUUGGACUGCUAGUAGAUUGAAGGCGUUUCGUUGUACUGUGGCGCAUUAUCUGGGGGAUGGUUUUGGUAUCUAAACAUUCAACCCCGUGGCCGUUGACGUCAAGGCUCUGACUAGGGGCGUGGAGUGGUAGAGCUACUUUUGUGCUGGCGUCAUGGCCCUUGGUAUGACGGUGUUAUUACGCGCAUGCACUACCGCACAGUUGCACUGCUUGCGGUUUUGACGUCCUGUGGUGUUUGUGGGGGAGAUGUAAGGUGCGGCGUUGACUCGGAAUCUCAGGCACUCCUGCUCUGGUGCCUAUGGGCGUCUACGGGUGCCUUCCCUGCUCUGGCAGGUUGUGCGUACCAGACCCUGGGGCUCCUGAUGAUGCGUAGUAAGCCGUAAACAAGCGCUAUCCUCACGCGGCUCUUCUUGGGGCUACGGCUAUGUAAGCAACAAUCUGA